AGGCAGGCACCGCGCAGCUUUUUUACCCCGGCUUGUUGUUGUUCUUCCCAAAGAUCGCUUUUUUUUUUCGCAUUCGCAUUCGGACUCGACUCGACUCGACUCGAUUCUGUGUGGCAUGACAAUUUGCGAUAAUUAAAAGGAGACGUGAAGGAGCAGCAUAUGCAAACGAAGGGAGAAUUAAUAGUAUAUAGAGCCUAUGGUCGAAUCUCCCACUCUCUCGCUCUCUCCCACUCAAGUGAUAAGAAAACACCCAACAAGUUUGUGCGUGUCCAAGUGUGCAAGUGUGCGUGUUCGUGUGUAUGUGUGCUGGUGUACAGUGGAAUGCAUUUGAUUAGAUUUUUUUGGUUGUCAAACAAACGUCCACCCGCAGCAGCCCUGCAGCCCUGCACCCCCUCUGGACGGUCGAUCGCCCUGUGCAUAAUUUACUAAACAAAAGCAAAAGCAAUAGCAAAAGCAAAGCUCAACACAAUCAUUUCUGCGAGAACCGGUUCACUAAAUACCCGUUUCGGCAUCGGGUACACGGGCAUCGUUUGUCGUUUUUCCUUCUUUCGGUUGCGGUUCGGUGUUCGGUGUUCUUCGGUUCUUCGGUUCUUUGGGGCCGCCGUUUCAUACACACUCGCUCGUAGCUUUUGUGCCACUCUUGCAGAAUUGUACUGCGCGUGUGCACCGGAAACAAACGACAGUACGAUCGACCGACGGUAAGACGCAACGCGACGCGAGGCGACACGACACGACGGUCUGUUCUGCCAUUCACAUAAAAGCCAUAGAGCCAUCGAGCCAUCGAGCCAUAAAGCCAUCCCAUCCCGUUGAUAAGAAAAGCCCCGAAACCACCAGAAAUCGAAAACGAAAACGAAUCUUGCAACGCUUUCAACUUUCAUAGCGCGAAAUGCUGAUUGUGUGGAAAUAUCAAUCGGAAUGAUUGACAGCCCACGAAUGUGUGUCAUAUCGAAAUAUUCACCAAUUGAAAUCAAUUUCUGUUGAAGAAUAUUUGUGCACCGUUUCGGUUAUCCGAGAGCAAAACUAGUGGGUGCUACGCUGCAGAUUUAUGCCAGAUAAAGAUACAGCUGUUUUAUAGAUCUCUCUCGUUCCCCCAAAACCAAAAUCAAUUGGGUUUUUUAGUGUGCAAAUCAAUCAACAACGAAAACAGCAGUUGAGAAACAAAACAACCAACAAUAAAGAAUGUGGCCUAAACACUUGAAAGGCCAAAAAGGCCCCCGCAAAACUGGCAACUGUUGAAAGCAAUUAAAAGUACGGUUAAAACCAAAACAAAACCUGAAAUAGUGGAAAUAGCACACAAAACAAAACAAAAACAACAGAAAAAAAGUGAGGAAAAACGAAAGAAAAUGUCAGACCCACAGCCAAAGGAUACGGCAUUAAAGACUAAAGAUACAGCAGUUGCAACACCAGCAGCAGCAGCAGCAGCAGCUACAGGUCUGGCCACAUUGCCGCCUCCGCAAACUGCCACUGCCACAAAAACAACAACAACAGCAUUGACAGGGCGAAAAACUUUAACCUCCAGUCGGGCAUUGUCAUUGUUUGAUCAGCUGAAAAACGGCGUCAAUUUAAACAGUUUAACAAUUGGCGCCACAGCCACUGCCGCAGCUACAGCCACUGCCACAGCAACAGAGCAGGCGGCAACAUCCACUGCCACAGGAUCCACACCCACAAGCACUGCCCUGCCGGCACUGGCACCGCCCCCAGUGCCCCCCGUGCCACCAGUGCAACACUCGAACAUCGAGCUGAAGCCGCCCGCCAAGCCGCCCCGUUUGUUCAGCACGCCCAGCAGCAUUGGCAUUGUCCAGGGCACCAAAAGGGGGGCCAACGGCGAUGGAACGGGGACUGCCGGUGCCGCACAGUCGUCUGCCGCAUUGGAUAUAAACGCACUGCGAUCUCAGCUGUAUCAGGGCGCCGCAGCACCACCAGGAGGAGCCGCAGGAAGCGCAGCAGGCACCGCCGGAGGUGGAGGAGGAGGAGGCGGCACGAAGAAGCGGUGCCGGGAUCGAUACGAUUCGUCAGAGUCAUCCGACAGCGGCGUUGCCACUUCGCUGAGCUGCGCGGACUCCAGCACGGGCUCCAGUGAGGAUGCGUCCGAGCCCGGCUCCCCGUACAGUGCGCACUCGCAACUGAGCGACGAACAGCUGACCAAGAUGCCGCCCCAGAUACUCAGCGGGAGCAGUAGCACUCCCAGCGGCCCGAACAGCUCCUCCACAGCGUCCUCCACCUCCACAUCCCACAGCAGCCCGACAGCAGCGGCGGCGACGCCUCCAGCUUCGGCCAUUCCCACCCACGGCCACGCCCACAUCCACAGCCUCAGCAUCAGCACUGCCAAACCCACAACGAUGCCGAUGGCCAUGGCCAACUCCCAGGGGCGACAGCCCAGCCUGCUGCCCACCCUCCAGUGGCCGUGGAACACGAAUCUGGGCAGCACCUCCACCGCCGUGCCCGCCGUAGCGGCCAACAAGAAGCGUCCAGCUGGAGGAUCGGGACCGGGCGCCGGCGGCGCAGAGGGGAGCAGUCCGGCCUCGGCGGCGGCCAAGAAAAGUCGCUGCGAGCCCCAGGCAGGCAGCGACGCGAGCAAAAGACUGAAGGCGGCGGCCCUCGAGGAGUCGCAGACGAAGAUCACCGGCUUCUUCAAGUCCCAGAUGAAGCCCUCGCCGGGGGGCAAACUGUCGCCGCCACCCAACGCCAACGCCAUCGCCAGCACAGCCCCUGCCCUGCACCCGGCCAACACGCUGACCAUGAGCACGCCCGCCACGACCGCCUCCUUGAACAAGUACUUUAACAUUUUGUCGCAGCUCAAGGAGCAGAAACAGCAGCAACAGCAGCAGCUGCAGAUGCAACAGCAGGCGACAAAACAGGCCACGCCCAGCCCCGCUGUCCUGGCGCCGCCACAGCCGAAUGUGAGUGCAACGACACAGGCGCCACCGCCACCGUCAGCGUCACUGCCACUGCCAGCCAGCCAGACGACGAGUCUGCCCGUUCCGGCUCUCAAGAAGAUCGAGCGGAGCACCAAGCAGCCGGCGAAGAUCGCCCAGGUGGCGCCCAAUCUGCGCAAGACGCCCAGCAACGGCAGCAACCACAGCAACUCCUCCUCCAGCUCCUCGUCCUCCACCUCCUCGAACGGCUCCAACAGCUCCCACACGGGGGUGGGCAAGUCGCCGGCCAAGAAGCACGUGGCCAUCGCACCGCGAACGCCCGAGAUGAAGCAGCAGCAGCAGCAACAACAGCAGCUCCAGCUGCAGGCGCAGGCCGGAAAGGCGGCCAUGUCCUACCGUCCGCCGGGCACGAGUCCGGCGCUGAAGCAGAAGAUCUCUCCGGCCCCAGGGCCAGCCACCAACACUGCCGCGUGCACCGCCAUCACGCAUCCGACGACGCCGGCCGCCCCGAGCCCCAACGCCAAUCCCAACCCCAAUGCGACGCUCUACCAGCUGCCCGUGCAGCUGCCGAAUCUAGUCCAACUGCCGCCCCAACUGGCGGCCGCCGCCAACAUCAUGCAGCUGAACAACGUGGCCAAGGCGGCGAUGGCCACGGCAGCGAACAACAAUGCGGCCGCCGCACAGGCGGCCCAAGCGGCCCAGGCAGCCGCCGCCCAGUACUUCCUCAACGGAACGGUGUUCAAGCUGCAGCAGGUGACAACGGCCACGACUACGACGGCCACCACGGCCACGGCAGCGGCCUCCACGGGCAAUCCCUUCGGUCUGCUCAGCGCCAACGAGCUGCAGGACCUGCUGAUGAAGCAGCAACAGCAGCAACAGCAACAGCUCCAGCAGCAGCAGCAGCAGCUGCAACUGCAGCAGGCGGCGGCGGCCAAGGCAGCGGCGACCACGCCCUCGCCCAACAGUGCGCCCAACUUCCAGGAGCUGUUCCAGCAGCAGAUUGCUGCCGCCAUCCAGCAGCAGCAGCUGCAGCGACUGGUGCAGGGAGGAGCCGCCGCCGCUGCGGCCCAGCCAGUGUUCAUGGCCACGCCGGCGGGUCUCCUGCUCAACGCUGCCACGCUGCCUGCCAUGCUGGCCCAGGCGGCGGCAGCCAUUGCGGCCAACAAUCAGCAGCAGCAGCAACAGCAACAACAACAGCAGCAGCAGCAGCAGCAGCAGAAGGUGGCCGCCACCCUGGCCCUACAGCAUCAUCAACAUCAUCAGCAACAGCAACACCAGAGCCUGCCCGCCCUGCAGCCCAUGCCCGCCCUGAGCUCCAUCUUCGAGCCUUCGACGGAGCAGCAGCAGCAGCAACAGCAACAGCUGCAGAUGCAACAACUGAUCACUGCCAGCAACAACCAUAAUGCCUCGAAUAAUCUAAGUAGCAUCAACAGCACUGCCAUGCAACUGCACCAGCAGCAGCAGCAGCAACACCAACACCAACACCGGGCGAUUGUGAAGCCUCCGAGGCUCAGCUCCAGCCAGCCCCCGCCUCUGGUGACCAUCUCGAACUCAUCCAUGGCCACCAAGCCGCCGAUCCUGCCGCGUCGCAAGGUGACGAGCACGUCUUCCACCACGUCGCAGAUCUUCGGACUGCGGCCGCCCACCGAUGAUGUUGACCUCAAGAGCAGGACACGCUCCCUGCCACCCAAGACGGCCCCUGCCAUUGCCACGCCUACGACACCACCGCCACUAGUGCCCACAUCGGCCACCAAAGAACUGUGUCAGCUGCGGAAGAGCACGACCCCAGUGGCAUCCGUAGCCACGGUCGCGCUCGCGCUGGCGCCCACUCCCACGACAUGUAAUCCCACGCCGCCGCUGGUUAGCAUUGCGCCCUCAAAGCUGACGCCCACGCUGAGCAUGGCGAAGGUCCAGGUGCCGGCCCUGAAGUUGGGCACCAGCAGCAGCAGCAGCAGCAGCAGCAGUAGCAUCAAUGGCGGUGGCGGUGGCGGUGGCGGUGGCGGUGGCGUCACACCCGAUCUCUUUGACCUGGUCAAGAACUCGCACGGAGCCAUCAGCAUCGUGGCCAAGGCGAGCAGCCAUCCGCUGACGCCGCUGCCCUUCAGCUCGCCGAGCAGCAACAGCAGCAGCAGCCUCCUGCGAUCCUCGCCGGCGCUGUCCAGCUCCAACUCGUGCACGCUGUCGGCCUUCAGCAAGAUCAAGGCGGAGCCCUCGGAGGAUUCGGCCUCUGCCCUCGUGGCGGCAGUCUCGCAAUGCUCCUCGGUCUCCUUCCUGGCCUCGCCCAAGCCGCAGAGCUUUGCCGGCCAGCUGCCUAGCAGCAGGGGCACUGCGGACGUCGUGAAGCACGACCUGCUGCCGGAGUGCAGCAACAGCAACUCGAACUCCAACUCCUGCAGCAGCUACUCCAACAGCGUCAGCUCCGCGGCGGAUCUCUCGCUGGAGCCCUCGACGCCCGCCUCCCUCUGCUCGCCCUCGCCGGCGCCGUCGCCCUCGGCUGGCAGCAGCAGCAGCCGGAGGGCUGCCAGUCAGACGGACAUGCUGAGCGAGAUGGUCACCUCGUCGUGCAUCUCCAGCGGGGGCGAGGACUGCUCCCAGACGACCACAGACAUGACACAGCCGCCGCCGGAGAAGAGCGAGCCGACGGCCACGCCGCCUCCGAUCGCCAGCAGCAACAGCGGAGGAAGCAGCAGCAGCGGGAGCAGCAACUACGACGAGGAGGACGACAAGUCGGUGGGCUCCCUGGAGACGCAUCCGACGCACAAGCGGCUGCGGGAUCUGCCCACGCCCGAGUCCGGGAUCGGGGGCAGCCUGAGCAACAGCGAGAGCAGCAACUCCAUCGCGGAUGGCAUGUCUACCAAAUCCGUCUCGGCCUGCCCGCCCACCACUGCCUCGUCCGCGUCCGCUUCCGGCUCGGACAGCAACUCCCUGGCCAGCAACGCACCAUCGCCCGAAGCUCCAGACUCCCCGGACUCGAGCUCCCCUUGCCCCACGCCGGCCAGCAGCACGGAGUCCACGAUGGUGGACACGGCCCUGGCCGAAUCCGCCAGCAAGAGCCUGCCCAAGUGCGCCAUUUCGCCGAUCCUCUCGCAGCCAAAGACCAUCCGGUUCCCGGCAGGAGCCGGCACCGGCGGCAAGGGCGGAAAGCGGCACGACGGCGUCUGCUACUGGGACAAGUGCAACAAGAAGCACGAGAGCAACUCGAAGCUGCUGGACCACAUGCAGACGCACCACGUGAACACCCAGACGGGGCCCUUCGCCUGCCUCUGGGUGGGCUGCAAGGUGUACAACAAGGAGUCCUGCUCGCGCCGCUGGCUGGAGCGCCACGUCCUCUCCCACGGCGGCUCCAAGCAGUUCAAAUGCAUUGUCGAGGGCUGCGGAAUAAGGUUCGGUUCCCAGCUGGCUCUGCAGAAGCAUGUGAACAACCACUUCAAUGCCACGGACAACGUCAAGGAGAGCGCCAGCAAGCGCACCUCCGAUCCGCCCGUGCCCAAGCAGCUGCGGAAGAACGGCAAGAAGCUGCGCUACCGCCGACAGCCCUUCUCAGCUCGCAUGUUCGACUUCUUCGAUACGGGCAUCAUGGAGGGGCUGCAGCAUCGCCUGCGCCAGAUCAGCACGCUCACCAAAGGCUCCCAGGCCAUCACCUUCCAGGGCCAGUGCCUGAUGCGGAGGCGCAACAGCCAGGGUGGCCACGAUUGCUUCGUGCGUUGGUCCCCGCGCGAGAUAAUAUCUGACGAGUGGUUGCCCGAGUGUCCGAAUCGGACGCGCUGCCACACGAAGGUGGUGCAGAUCAAGCACAUGCGUCCAGCGGAGAAGACCCGCGUGGACAGCCUUCUGAGUACGGCCUUCAGGCUGCGCUACGACGCCCAGCUCUUUGCCGACGACUACAAUGUGAACGAGCUGCAGGAAAUGGGCGCUAGUGACUGCGAGGAUGACGAUGAGGAGGACGAGAAUGAUGAAGAGGACGAUGAGGAGGAGGAGGAGGACGAUGGCGUCUCUGCGACGGUCAGCUCGAGGACUGCCAGCAGUGGGACCGUGUCCAGCUACCAGCAGGUGCUCAGCAUUGCCAAACUGCAGAUGCAGCAGCGUCGCAAGCACCCCCGCAAACCGCCCAAGAUGGUGGCCACGGAUGCUCUGGUGCCUAUUUAAGAACCACAGAACAGCAAGCAACCGCAGAAAAACAAAAGUAUUCUCUAAGUAAUUACACACACACAGAAAAUCCACAAGCGACAAACGAGUAAACAGUGACAACUAGAAUAGAUAUUCUACGAUCUAAGUUAAGCCAUCAUACCAUAUGCUAUAAAGAUCUAUUAACAGACACAGCCACAGCCACAGCCACCAUCUAGGGUGCAGUGCACCAUCCCAUAGACAGGGCCCGCUUCGUUCAGUUGCCCUAGCUGUCCCAUUUGCUCCAUUUGAUCGAUCAUCCUUCGUUCGCUGUAAAUUGUACAUACAUUAAUCGCAUAUAAGAAAUCCGAGUCAGAAGAUCCUGUGGCCACCUUAUCGCAACCCACCCGCGCGUUCGAGCAACUGUUAUGAACAAAUGUCUUAAGUUUUAACGUCUCUAGUUGUAGGUUUUAGCCCUUAGUUAAUUGUACAUUUUGAUAGAGCCCAUAGGGAGUAUGGACUAUGGACUAUGGAGUACGGAGUGGACAAGACUUGUUUGUUUCUAAUGUAUUUUUUUUAUUAGUUUAUCGUUUAUCCACACGUUUUAUUUCGUUAGUUCGUUUCGUUCGUUCUAUUGUUGUAGUCGUACCUUUAGGACCUGGCCAAAACAUCCAACCACGCACACAACCCUCGUCUUGGCUCGGCUCGUGGGUCAACGGGCUAACUUUAAAAUAGAGCAGAGAGAGGGAGAGAGAAAAAGCAAAGGCAAAGGCAAAAGGUGGUAGAAGGUAGAAAAACAAGCAAAGAAGAACACAAGACUUGAAGCAUUUACAAAAGCUAUAAUAAGCUGCAUCAAAUAUUUGUAAAACAUUUUGUACUCAAUUCGAACAGCAAUGCAAACACCAUUUUUAAGCCUAGGCCCCGAGACACGAUUGAUUAUCCAUUAAGUUAGUGCAAAUCCCAUGCAAAACUCGUCUCCAAGAGGAGCAGUCGUCUGUACAUAAUAUAUUAUAUAUCAUUAACUAGUUUCGCUCUUAAGCCCUUAAGCCCCUAAACCUACCUUAAACCUAAACGAAUCAUUCAGAACCUAGCCAAGGUAAAAAUAAAGUUAUCGAAAGGAGCAGCAGAGCCACACAGCAUACACUCACACACAUUAGAGCGAUGUAUCCUAUCCUAUCUAUUCUUUUCACUGAUGUUGCUGUUGGUUUUACAUACAUAUGUACAUACAUAUCUGAACGGCAGACCCAUAUAAAAGAAAAUUCGCCUUAACAGUAAACGUAAUUUAUAAUUCUUUCUACUCCAAUGAAUUUAUAAGUGAAUUUUUAACGUAAGUAAAACCAAAAGCAACCAAACGUAAACUGAAAAUCGAAAACGAAACCGAAACCGAAACCGAGUACUCAACACUGCCAAAAAAUGUAAUUAAACAACAUGAACCACACAGUUGUUAGGAACGACUGAUAUAUUUAGAGUGCAAGGAGUCGGAGAUGCCCCAAUGGCAAUCCUUUUUCAAUAUGUUGCAACCAUAAAACUGCCCAAAAGAGAGAUGUGUAUCAUAGCUACGUAUAUCAUCUGAGUAUCUGAGUGUUGUCUGAAGAUAGUGUAGAUGCGUCUCUGUGCCCCAAUUAGUUUUAGCCGAUAAUUGUAUACAAGAAUCAAAUAUAUAUAUAUGUAUACACGAAUCUAUAUGCGCCCCCCCCCCUGGCUUUUAUAGAACCUGAUGAUCGUAUGGAAAGCAAUACUUUACAUAAUACUUUAUAAUCGCUGAUCGAGUUUAGUUCUUCCAUUCGGUUCCACUUUCGAUGCCUUUCACCCAAAAUUGUUCAAGGCUUUGUAUGGCAACAAAAACACAAGAGAAUCUAAAACUAAAAAAAAACUACUAAAACGGAAAAAGCGGAAAGGAAAAAGAUUAACAUGAAAAUGAAGAUAUAGAAAUUCAAAUAAAAUAAAACUACCUCAAAUUUUUGCAAGCAUAGAACGAACACACAAAAAAAGAAGAAUUUUUCGAGACAAAUUUUCUAGAGCAAACAAAGUAUUGUAUUGUAUGUAGGAACAGAACAGCAUUACGAGUAUAUGUACUAUAUAUUGUAUUUAAAGAGUUCAGCAAAAAAUGUAUUCAGGAACCGAAAGAACAACAACAACAAGGGAAAGCAUAGACACGUAGGACACACAUA
Molecule: messenger RNA, 9151 nt
Organism: Drosophila miranda
Lineage: Eukaryota; Metazoa; Arthropoda; Insecta; Diptera; Drosophilidae
Gene: jing
Product: zinc finger protein jing
Exons: 8
Coding region: 1344-7022 (1892 amino acids)
Biological process (GO): regulation of transcription by RNA polymerase II
Cellular component (GO): ESC/E(Z) complex
Source: RefSeq, a predicted model, not a curated record